GAGUUCGCGGUUACCUUCCACCGCCAUUUCGGUCCUUUCUCUCGCGGGAUCUUUCAACUGCGUAACUGCCUCCUUGCAGCCAGGUCCGACCGCGACUUCCUGCCUAAUCCGUCUCCUGCCCACACUUUCCGCGGUCGCUUUUCACUGCGCCAUUCCGUGAUCGCCUGCGCUCUACGGGCGGGGCUCCAUGCAAUCCAGCCGCCCAACCCAGCGUCUUUUCAAGACCUUGCAGCUUAUUAGAUAGGGGGGAAGGGGGCAGGAGGGUUACAUUUUGGGAAUGGAUGGGUCUCGGAGGCAGUAAUAUUCGGUAUACACCUCAAUUUGAUUUUUUUUGUCCUGUUAUCUCGCUUGUGGUCUGACUUCGUCUCCAACGUCCUCCUGCCUAUGGAUUCUAACGCCCCUCUCAUGACGCACACUGAUCUCUGGGAGGCUUAUAACCAGGCCAAAGCUAGCCAGCAAGUUGCCGACGCCUGCCUGGCGGAAUGUGUCGCUGCUCUGGACGAGUUCAAUCUUCGGAGAAAACCUCGAGCGGGUUCUGCGACGGAGAAGAGUUUUUUGGCGGAGCAGGUGGCUAAAACAGUGGCUAAAACGAAUGCUGAAGAGGUGUGCAGUGCAGCCAAGCAGGCCGUCGAGCUGUUAGCAUCUGCAUUCCUCCCCAAUUUGCCUGCUCCGCCUCCCCUCCCUUCUGCACCGGGCACGCCCUUAGAUUUCUCCAGCGGCGCUGUGCAGUCUCCCGCUCUUGUUCAGCCCACACCGCAUAGCUCGGAUCGGCAGGAAGACGGGUGGUACGAUGCCAAUUUCAAGGGCGUCAUGGAGAACUUGAACCGCGCCGCUGUGAACGAUCCGAAGGGAGAUUCCGAUGGAGACCAACCCAUGCUGGAUGGUCCGAGCCCCAGAUCCAAUGCGGCAAGUCUGUUGGAUGAGGAGAACCUUCUGAUCGAAAAUUACUCUGCCGAUGCCACCCAAACUCCAAGCCUCUCGGCUGAAGCAGAGGCUCGUCGCAGAGUAAUUGAGGCAGAGAUAUCUGAGGCCAAAAGACUUCUAUCUGCACAUGCCAAGCUCGAUCUAGGCCCCAAGCGUGCAAAGGAGGACUACUGGUACCUCCAGGACGAGUCUGAUGAUGAGAUGGAUAUCGACGGUGACCAAGACUUGGCCGCGGAGGACGGGGAUGAUGAUGAGCCCGAGAAGCAGACCAACGAGAACCUGACUGCAAAGUUGAAACGGGUCGCUGACAACCAGAAGUUCUUGGAUGAACUGCACAGAUCGAUAGUUACCUUUGUCAAAAAGGCUCAGAGGUUCUUGGACAACUCGCAAAUUGAGACAACCGAGCUCGGUGAACAGCUGCAGCAGAAGAUCUCGGAAGUGCAAAGCGUGCUGGAAGACAUUACAAAUGCACAACUUGAGCUAGCCGCCAUCGUGAAGGCCUUGGAGAACAAGCCCAAGCCUAAGAAGGUUCCCAAAGCAGACAGCAACGUGUUGUGGUACUACUCAUUCAAGCCCGAGGCGAGAUUCUUGACAUACUACUUCAAGAAAAGUCCGGCCCAUUGGCGACGGAAAACGACCGAAUCUGCUCGUUCCGAGAUGAAGAGAUAUCUCGGAAAUGAACUCGAGGAGAUCCAGCCCCGCUUUCGCAGGCUCAUGCGUAUGAUAUGCCUGUUUAUCCCUGAGUCCGCGACCACCUCUGAGAGGCUUGCCCUCCACGUGCUAGAGGCGAAGCCAAUUCCGAAGAGCGACGACACCACCAAGAAGCCUCGCACCAAGUCAAAAAAAGUAGUCAAGGCCGACACUCCUCCGCAGUGUCACUCCUGCCAGGCGCAUCGAGACAAGCGAGGAACGAAGGAUGCCAACGCCGUCGAUGGGGAUGGUUCCUUGCGCACACAUCGGAUUGUUGGUGUACCUUACCCAGCAGAUCCAAUGCGGGAUGUACACAACAGUGCGUACAUGACAUGUGGCUGCAGCAAGGAGGAUGCGCUCCUAGCAUUCUACUGGUGGAAGGUACUGAAGAUUGGUUCAACGGGUUUGUCGGUGCCCUUUGAAUUCUUGGAGCCGAUGGACGAUACACUUUCCACACGCACUCGUACGCUCUUCACUCAGUAUUUUGCAGACAUGUCUCUCCUCCGAGUUGCCGACCUCUAUCUAGCAAAAGGCGAUGGUUCUGUCGGGUCUAAUGCCUACUUCAUUCGUUUGCAUAAGCUCCAGCUUCAGCGUCUGGCCGACAAGACAAACACCCUACAGCUCGCGGAAAACAAUGGUGUCGUUGAGGGAUUGAAGGAGAUUGUUGUUGCCUCGAGACCCGCUGGUGAGAAGCUGAAAUCUGGGGAAGAGGAGUGGGUGAUGGUCAGACGCAAGAUUGGAGAGGAGCCUGAUGAGGAGCGAAGGGUUUCCAAGCGCAAGAAGCCUGUGUCCCGGAUCAACUAGAUUACUAGUCCAAUGCGUAUGAUCAUUACUGUACAGAGUGCUUUUCUGACGCAAAAUAUAAGUGGUAUCUUAUGGAAAUGAA
Messenger RNA from Mycena citricolor, 2500 nucleotides. The record is from the annotation of a GenBank genome assembly. Lineage: Eukaryota; Fungi; Basidiomycota; Agaricomycetes; Agaricales; Mycenaceae.